AUUUACAAACUACAAUUAAAAGUUCAAUAUUGUUAAAAUACGCUAUAUGGAGAAAAAUAUGGAAAUAUCGUAAAGCUGAUAUGAUUCGUAUAUUAUUUAAAAGUCGUUUUCUUAUAGUCGAAAAAGUUUUAUUAACACAACAAUAUUAUUUAGUAGUUUUUGUCAUUUGUAUUUGUUUUUUGUGGGUUUUGAUUCUAUUAAAAAAUAUCAAAACAAAGCCUCAAUGUCAUUUUGAUACAUUAAAAAUCGUUCCAGCACCUUUAACGGGUACCUUUGUUAACAUUUUAGAAACGGGAGUUCGUAUAGUUUUAGGAGAUCAAACAAGUCCUUCACCCUUACAGGAUACUUAUAAAGAAGAAUUAUUAUCUUCAAUUGUUCCGCUUUUCUAUUGUUUUUCUAUUGGUGUUGUUGUUUUAUCGUCUUUUUAUCAAAAACGUCCUUUAUUAAUCUUAACGUUAAUUUUUUGGAUAAGUUUAAGUACACUUUUUCGUAUUUCUCAAGCUUCUUACUUUACUAAAUUUGACGCUGAAGAACUUUUAUGCUACUUCACAAGACAAUCUAUCCUAAUUCAGCAACAAGAAGCCAAUGAAGAACCGACUUUUUUUACACUUUCUUCUUCGCAAAAAACCCCCCUUGAAAAUUUUCAACAGCACCUUUUAAGAUAUUAUUUUGUUUCUGAAAAUAAAUAUCUCCAUGUCGCUUUAUUAUUUUGUUGUAUAUCACUUAUUAUUCAUAUAUCUCCUUCUUUACAACGCCUUAUUGCUAUACAUUUUGAAGAAUUUUACUACAAUUCUCAAUCAUUUUCAUUUGUUUGUAAAACACCUAUUCAAGCUUUGUGUAUUGAUUUUUUCGUUUCCAUGUUUUGUUUAUACAUCACAUUAACUGUUUAUAAAAUUCCAAUGCUAAGUAUCCUGAUAACAAGUACGCAAGCUCAAGCCGUUCAAUACUUUACGCAUCGAUUUCCUUGUUUUACUCCUUAUGCAAUUUUUCAAAAAAAUAAACAAAUGAAUUUCUCUGAAACUCUUUAUAUUUGGAAUAAUGCAAGAUACAACUUCUUUAAAACAGUCAAUAGACAUAUUAAUUUAGUACAAAAACCGGCUAACGUUUUUUACAUUGCAUUCUUCUUAUUAUUAACGUCCAUUUUACUUUUUUCGAGCGAUACAAGUUUUUUCCUAUAUAAUGAAUACGGUUUAGCCAUUUCGCUUGCAGCCUUAGCUACUUCUUGUAUUUUACUUGCUUAUAUUCACGAAGCUGAAAAAGCUUUUAAGAUAAUACACGAAGACCAAGAAACAUUAUUCUGGGACUGGUGGACUACCGCUAAUGAGAUAUCUAUCGAGAAAAAUUUGUUAACAAGACCAUUACCGGUUUAUCAGAAAAUGUACCCAACACUUUCAUGUGCUGGAGUACCAUUACGCAAAAAUUCGUUAUAUAUUGCAAUUAUAUUGCUUUUGUGGAUUUGGGGUAAAAUAUUUUGUGCUUCUUAUACGUGUCAUAAACAACAUAUGAUGCAUUCGACUGAGCAUAUUUGAUGUACU
This is a messenger RNA of Hylaeus volcanicus, 1535 nucleotides long. RefSeq lists its product as uncharacterized. Bases 81 to 1529 code for a protein of 482 amino acids. The transcript has 4 exons. The record is from RefSeq and is a predicted model, not a curated record. NCBI's taxonomy places the organism in Eukaryota, Metazoa, Arthropoda, Insecta, Hymenoptera, Colletidae.